Messenger RNA from Pimephales promelas (fathead minnow), 7035 nucleotides. Lineage: Eukaryota; Metazoa; Chordata; Actinopteri; Cypriniformes; Leuciscidae. The record is from RefSeq and is a predicted model, not a curated record.
UAUGGUAAUAUGUCUUUAAAGACUAACAUAAAUUGUUGUUAUACUCACGUCUAUCAACGUUUUGUCUCCCAAAGUACAUAUUUGCCCUCUAUAUUUUGACAGAGGCUCCACCCCAAUCCCCUUUUAAUAAAUGUGAUGGUGCAUGCAGGAAAGACAGCCAUUUUGCACCGUCCCUGUUUCACCCAGAAAGUAGGUUGUCGUGGGAAGACGUAAUCUGAGAAAACGAACUAAUUCCCAAAUCCCACUAAACAAGCAUUCACCUUUGUCAGCACACCAUACCUACUCAGUUCCCUCAGUUUGAGAAAGGGGGCAUCGAGGGUUGACGGGAGCAACGUUUAAGAAAAGCAAGGCCACAGAGAGGAACCAAGAAGAUGAAUGGGUCUCUGGACCACCCAGACCAGCCCGACAUUGAUGCUAUAAAGAUGUUUGUGGGUCAGGUCCCCCGGACGUGGUCAGAGGAUCAGCUGCGUGAGCUGUUUGAGCCCUAUGGUGCAGUUUAUGAAAUCAAUGUUCUUCGGGACAGGAGUCAGAACCCCCCACAGAGUAAAGGUUGUUGUUUUGUCACAUAUUACACCCGUAAAUCUGCGUUAGAAGCACAAAAUGCCCUUCACAACAUGAAGAUUCUUCCAGGGAUGCAUCAUCCCAUACAGAUGAAACCUGCAGACAGUGAAAAAAACAAUGCGGUAGAAGAUAGAAAGCUGUUUAUUGGAAUGGUUUCAAAGAAGUGUAAUGAGAAUGACAUCAGGCUCAUGUUUUCUCCAUACGGUCAAAUUGAGGAGUGCCGUAUACUGAGAGGCCCUGACGGACUGAGCCGCGGCUGUGCCUUCGUCACAUUCACAGCGAGACAGAUGGCCCAGUCUGCAAUCAAAUCCAUGCACCAGUCACAGACCAUGGAGGGCUGCUCUUCUCCCAUCGUGGUGAAGUUUGCAGACACACAGAAGGAUAAGGAACAGAAACGCAUCACUCAGCAGCUGCAGCAACAGAUGCAGCAGCUCAACGCUGCCUCCAUGUGGGGAAACCUUACAGGACUGAACUCACUGGGGCCACAGUACCUUGCACUUUAUUUGCAGCUUCUACAGCAGUCUGCAUCCUCUGGAAAUGCGCUCAACAAUCUCCAUCCAAUGUCAGGUCUGAAUGCCAUGCAGAAUCUGGCUGCAUUAGCAGCAGCAGCGAGCGCUACACAGGCUACACCCACAGGUAGCAGUGCUCUGACCACCUCCAGCUCCCCUCUCAGUGUCCUCACCAGCUCAGGUAUGCCCUCCGGACAGCCCGCUCAAUCUGCCUGGGACGCCUACAAGGCGGGUUCCUCUCCCACCUCCAGUACUAGUAAUUCGGUGAACCCCAUGGCGUCUUUAGGUGCUCUUCAGUCUCUUGCUGCGGGCGCUGGAGCAGGUCUCAACAUGAGCUCCCUAGCAAGCAUGGCUGCUCUGAAUGGUGGUCUGGGCAGUGGAGGUCUUUCUAACGGCUCGGGGAGCACUAUGGAGGCUCUGACUCAGGCAGCCUAUUCCGGAAUCCAGCAGUAUGCCGCUGCCGCACUGCCAAGCCUCUAUAGUCAGAGUUUACUGUCCCAACAGAACGUUAGUGCCGCUGGCAGCCAGAAGGAAGGCCCUGAAGGAGCAAACUUGUUCAUCUACCAUCUGCCACAGGAGUUUGGUGAUCAGGAUUUGCUGCAGAUGUUUAUGCCUUUCGGCAAUGUUAUCUCUGCCAAGGUCUUCAUUGACAAACAGACCAACCUUAGCAAGUGUUUUGGCUUUGUAAGUUACGACAAUCCAGUUUCGUCCCAGGCGGCCAUUCAGUCAAUGAACGGUUUUCAGAUUGGAAUGAAGCGGCUGAAGGUGCAACUUAAACGAUCCAAAAAUGACAGCAAGCCAUACUGAGUGCUUUUACUCUCAAAUGGACUUGUUUUGAAAAUGUUUUUCUGGUAAGUGGAGUGUGACGUUGGAAAAUUAUAAUGACCCCACCCACCCUUAACACCUGCCUUUCCUAAUCUUUCUUUUACUUCUCUGGCCUCUCCUACAUAACUUCUCUCUUAACCUUAAAAACAAAGACAACAUGCAAAUUGUUAGCAUUAUGAAUUUGUUCCAAGGAGAAAUUCGUGUUUUUUUUUUUUGUUUUUUUUUUACACAUUUAUAUAUCUAAUUGUUUUGUGGAUAUUUUGUUUUCCCUCAAGUCUUUAUUAUUAUUUUUUUGGUGCCAUAUUACAAGUUUGCUGUGUAUAAAUCUAAAUCUUGCGUCAAAGGAUGUUGCACAAUGAAAGCCAGCCUGCGUGACUGCUUUCAGUCCCUUAGACUGUUGAUCAUCACGGUCUGGCCCCUGUAGAUGUUCUCCUGUGUUUACACUAGACUCUUGUAGUACAUUCGGACAGUGUAAUGCUGAUGCCUCCUCCUACAAUGCUGCCUUUCUAGAAAAUGAAGGAGGCUUGCUGCAUCGGUGCAAAAGAUAAUCAAUCAGUCACCUGAAUAUUGUAUUGAGCAUCUGGAAGGUCAGGCUGCACUUCACUAGACUCCGUUUUCAUGGAUGCCUUUUUAAUUAAUUCAUUUAUUUAUUUCACUAAUUUAUUUAUUUAUUUUUUUUAAUGUAUCUGUGUCUUCACAAUGAGGGUGAUGUAACAUUGCUUCAAAGUCUGUUUUAUGUAUUCUGUUGGAGGGCUCAACUAACAACAGUAAUGAUGAUAUGCUUUUUGCUUGUUUUUAAUUCACAUUCAUAUUUUUUCACAUUCUAAAAAGACAAACACUAAGCAAGGGUAUUAUAUCACGUGCUGGUUCAUAGAUGGUGGUCAAUCAUUUAGUAUUGCUAUUUUGCUGGAGAUGCUACACUUACUCUCAGGACAUUCUCACCAUUCUGUCAGACCAAAACUACUUGCCCAUUAUUCUACUCACCUGGUACAUGAUGAAAAAAGUGGAGUGCUUCAUUUCAGUUCAUGAAUCCUUUCUUAAAAGCCUCAAACAAAAAUACCAUUUUUUUUAUUCUCUGGAAAUUGCUGAAGAAUCACAAUGGUAGCACAUAUUUGUACACAAUCUACAACAUGACUUUUAUUUUGAUGGUCAUUCGAUACAUUAUCCUACACCUCGACUCAAGAGGUUGGUCUUGAAGCUUUUAGCAAUAUUUGCAUUCUGGAAAAGAGUGAGAGGUAAUGUUGCCAAGAACAUGAAAGAAGGAAGGAAGUUUACGAUUGCUGAAUUCACGGCCACUUAAUUGUCCGAAUGAAUUAAGUCAAUUCAAUAAGUAUUUUAUUCUCGGUGUUUGCAGGUGGUCUCUUUUACCCUGGUAUAUCAAGAGUCCUCGGACUCUCAGUUGACCUUGUGAUCGUGUAUUUGAGUCACUCCAUGCAGCUCACUUUAGUUGACCAUGGCAGUAAAUUAGUGUUAAAUAAAUACGUAAUCAAAUGUCCUGCGGGGUCGUGAAGAAGAUUGUUUUUAUGGAAUUGAGAAGAAAUCAUUAUUCAGAUAGUGUAUAUUACUUAACUAUUAUGCCUUUUCUAUUUUUAUAGAGGUUUUAUAAUAUUGCCUAAAUAAUUUCUCUGAAUUAAAACGGUUGUUUAAAAAAAUCACUCAAAAGAUUCAACAGUGUUUUUGUAGAAUCCUUAUGUGAAGUUUUGUGGAUACAUUCACCGAUUGUUAAAACGACUGAUGUGUGGCCAUUUUCACUAGUUUAAGUGUCCUCCGUUAAUCAAAAAAAAUUGUACCAAGAGCUUUUUUUUUAAGUCUGAAGCAGAUCCACGGUUCAGUCUAAAGUUCUUACUUAAGAUCUCUAAACUAAGUACAUUUACAUGUGCAGUGAUGAAUGCUGAAAUGUGCUUUUAUCAGAAGUCAUUCGUUUAUUUCCUCACUGCAUAACUUGAGCUCAGUCGCAAUUAGUAAAAAUGACUGAAAUAGGUGUAUUAGACUUUUUAUUUUUUAUUAUUGUUGUUGUUUGACAUUUACCUCACUAUUGUCUUCACUGUUUGAAACGCUUGUAUUUAUUAUUAAUGGUGUUUUUUUUAUUUUCACUGAUUAAUUGCAAAUUAGCCAAUUCUUGUUAACCUCACAGUCUUUCUAUUUUCAUUAAGUACAGACACACUUCCAACAAUCCAGGUGAGGAAACGUGUGCCACUCUUGCGACAGAUAUGCCGGUCUGUAUGCCUUUUUUAGAGACGCUUUAGACUGAACCCAGGUGUGAAGCCCAUCUUGAAGUGUUUAGAUGCUAGUGCAGGGAAUCCCGAGUCCCUGGUCUGUGCCUCUUUUCAAAUAAACGCAUACAUUACAAAAACCAUUUAGUGGAAGAAAAAUGCGAAGGCCUCGGUAAUGUCCGAGUUGCACCACGAAUCACCAUUUUGAACAAUCCAAAGAUUCUUGUGAACUUGUUCUAGGCAGGGAUUUUUGUUUGUUAGACAGAAUCUUUUCAUAGUUUUGUUGCUUUUCAUCCAGAGCAGAUUGACUGGCGUUUGUGUAAAGGUCUGCAGAUUUGUGCACCUUAAAACAACUCACAAGUGCAGAGUAGAGUCCACUUAUGUGCCAAAAACAUCAAGUCUUAAAUUUCUGUACACGUUUAAUAAUGAUGCUCUGUGUCCCAUCAUGUUGUUGUCCUUCACGGAGUUCAAUGUAGCUAAACUGUAUCCAUUUGUUACCCAUGGCAGGUGUUUUGUGAAUAAGAACCAAUAUGAGCAGCUCCAAAUAUGCAUUAUUCCACAGUCCCACACAAUUCAAAGUUGAAGCACAAAAUAAAGACUUUCACUGAAAGAGCUGAAACAUUGAAGCACAAUUUUUCUUUUUGUUUCUCUCUCUCUCUCGGUCUAAAAUCAAAAUGUGGUUGAAGUUAAACAUUUUUAUUUUUUUUUUUCAUUUGAGUUCAACUGUUGCUGUCGAGGACAGUGUCGCAGCUGUAGUAGGCAGGUUGUGUUUUCUCGACGUUGUCGUUUAAUGUUAUUCCCUUUGUUCACUAUUGGCAUGGUGCUUACUUCUCCCUCUUUCUUCCCACUUUUCUUCAUUGUUUCCUGUGUUGCAUUCAGUGUUUUGUGUUUAGACCAUGUGCAUCUUUGAAAGCCCAACCCCAUGUAAAAAUAAUCAUUCAUAAGUUUCUUUCAUCCCCUCUCCUUUUUCCGUUGUGCUUUAACCUAGGUUUGUUAUUCGUUUUUUUUUUUUUUGUUCUAGAUAUCUUCGUGCCCGUUUGUCAUCGUUUGCCUAGCAUGUCGAUGUGACGUCAAAAGUUCAUCGUCCAGUCCGUUGUCCUCUUCGCUUCUCUGACGCUUGAAAUUUCACACUUGACCUUUUUUGUUAACUUUUGACGCUUAUUGAUUACUUAUUUUGUUUGUUUCUUUGUGUGAUGUUCAUUUCUGUCAUUUGUGCUGCCAAUAGGGAGCGUUAGAAAGACUGCUAAAAGUGUAAAGUUUCAUGAAAAUUGUUCUGAGCAAAGAGUCUAUUUUUCUAGAACGUACAAACAUAACCACUAGAUUUUUGCAGAAGCUUUUAAUUUUCAAUGUUUAAUUUCUCAGAUUUAUUUUUUCUUUAUUGGUUUUUAUUGUUUUAAGCAGUCUUCCUAGCGCUUCCAAUUGUUUGUUGUUUUUGUUUUUCUUAAAGCAGCCAUUCAGUUUAUAGAAUCACUUUUUUUGUGUGUUCAAGUGUGGGUGUGUUUCCCUUUCUCUCACUUGUUAGUUCUAAAACUUUUAGAGGAUGUUUUCGUCACAUUUUGCUGAACUUGAGGAUAAACUUUGUAAUUUUGUGUUAGGUUAGUUGGCAUGAUGUAAUUUUGGGAGUUUUUAUUAACAGAGUGACAUUACAAUAGACACUUGAAUUGCCUUUUUUCUUUGUGUGUCGAGCCAACAUAGGCACAUGUUUUUCAUUUCCUUAUUGUGUGAAAAUCAGGAUUAGCUGAAAUAAUGCAUAGAAUGAGCAGAGUUGAAUUUCUUGUCACAGGUAAAUAUUAAGCAUGCAUGUUUUUUUGUAAGUGCACUGAAAUCCUCAGCAAAAUGUGAUCUAGUUCUGUUUCAAAAAGUCAAGAUGAAUAAAGUGGUGCCAAAAGUUUUGCAUGUUGCUGUUGGUUACAUUUGCAGUAUGUUUCACAUCAUGUUUAUGGCUCCUGCUAUAAUGACACGUACUCGUUUUGAUGGUUUAAGAGUUUUAAAAAAACAAUACAAUGUGUGUUUAGGUAGUGGGUUAAAGUGAGUUUUAAAUGCAUUCUUGUUACAAAAACUGAAGUGAUUUUCAAAUGAGCCCUGAGAUAUAAAUGAUUGUGCCUACAACAGCAAGGACAUAAGCUCUUUAAAAUGUUCAGUUAAUGACAAUUUGUUAUAACUAGACAGUUGGUCUGUUUUACACUCAGCUUGCAGGCAUUUUUUCCCCCCGUUCUGGCAUCUGUACAAGUUGUGAAGUUCUGGACUGAUUGGUAGUGCUCAACUUCAGCUUUGCCCCUAAACCUUUAGUUUGGGGGGGAAACUCUCUAAUGUCCAACAUGUCUACAUGGAUGAAGAGCUAUUUUUUAUUAUUAUUAUUAUUAAUAAGAUGUAUUCUGACAGAUUUAUCUAAUUGGGGGUUGAGGUGGUUGUUUUCUAUUUAGAUUUUAAGCUGCUGUUUUGUGAGUUUAUAUGUAUUCUGAGAAAAUUUCCUGUGGGAUGUUUGUCAUUACUGGUACAGAGUGAUUGUAUUUAACAUUUAAGAUUUGUACAGAUUUUGCCUUUUCUACUUCAUAAGUUGUUUCACAAUGUAAGUCCCAGUAAGUAGAAGCAUGUAGACUGUAACGCCAUGACCAAACAUCAACCUGUACAAAAUAACCAAACCACAAAAAAAAAAAAAAAAAAAAAAAAAAAAAUCAACUCCACAAAACAGCCUUUAACGGGAGAUUUUUUUUAUUUUAUUUUUUUGGUCAUUCAAGUUGUGUGGUUUUCAUUGGAAGUGUAGAGAGUGCAGAAUUUAUUAGAUGUCUGAAACAAGUGUGUUUGUAUUAAGUUGGUUGUGGAUUUUAUGCUACUGUCUCUACAGAAAUCUAGAAAAGUGGACACCUACAAAACAGUCAUCUGGUAGUUUAUCUUUAGUUCAUGUAUGAUUAAACUGUUUGAAAAGA